This is a messenger RNA of Belonocnema kinseyi, 651 nucleotides long. RefSeq lists its product as uncharacterized. The record is from RefSeq and is a predicted model, not a curated record. The coding region runs from base 250 to 651 and encodes 133 amino acids. Lineage: Eukaryota; Metazoa; Arthropoda; Insecta; Hymenoptera; Cynipidae. The transcript has 2 exons.
AUUUUUUCGUUGAAAUUUAAACUAUUUUGUUGAAAAAAUGCAAACUACUUGAAUAGCUCCAUACUUUGAAAACUUAUAGCUAGAAAAAUCUUGAGACAGCUGGAAAUUUUAGCGAUUUUUUCCCCAGAAUUUGAGUAUAGGCACCCUGAUUAAAAAUAAAAAUUUCUAGCAGUUUUCGAGUUUGUCAUGUGUAAAAGAAAGAGAAGAAAUAAAUGAAAGUAGAAAUAGAAAAAAAGGAAAAUUCGGUGGAUGUUUGUGGAGGGUAAGAAUCUAAGAUCUUCGCAAGCAGAACUUGUGAGUUGCGCUUGGAUUUUUGGAUUUAUCCUGGGCUUGAAGACUGUGACUUUGGAUUUGGAUGAAGACUGGAAGUGGAAAUUUAUGGAAGAUACAGUGCUAGCUAGCUGGAUGUCGAUUGGAGUGAACAUAAUUAUAGAUCAAAUUUCUUCAGUACGAUCCACCCUGAACUCGGGACGAAAGAAAUCAAAGAUCUACUUUUAUUCUCCGACUUCUACGGUGAAGAAUCUAAAUGCAAAUUGGAACACCGAUAAAUGUUUUGUAUGGAAAUGGAAAAUAAAGAUUAUUUCCGAUAUGGGGAAAUUUUAUUUUAAAAAAUGGACUUUAUGCUCUUUCUCCUAUUCCCCCCUUUUUUAA